Molecule: messenger RNA, 2647 nt
Organism: Toxotes jaculatrix (banded archerfish)
Lineage: Eukaryota; Metazoa; Chordata; Actinopteri; Toxotidae
Product: monocarboxylate transporter 7-like
Exons: 6
Coding region: 180-1973 (597 amino acids)
Biological process (GO): transmembrane transport; monocarboxylic acid transport
Molecular function (GO): monocarboxylic acid transmembrane transporter activity
Source: RefSeq, a predicted model, not a curated record
CAGACAGAGUACGUCUGAACGUGUGCUUGCAUGUGCACGUAUGUUUGUGGACAUGUGCACGUGAGAAGUAUGUGUACGUAAAGUUUCGUCGUUCACUCACGCAGCGCGCGACACUCACUGGAUUACACGAGCGAUAAGAAGAAAGGACGAUUCCCAUCUGAAACUAGCUACACACAGUCAUGGCACUGUGUGGAGCCAAAGGACUGCCUUUCUUGGGACCCAAUGUGUACUCGGAGGCCCCUGAUGGAGGCUGGGGAUGGGUGGUGGCUGUGGCCUUCUUCUUGGUGGAGGUUUUCACUUAUGGCACCAUCAAGAGCUUUGGCAUCUUCCUCCAAGAUCUGAUGGAGGAGUUUGGAGAGACCAACAGUCGAGUCUCCUGGAUCGUCUCCAUCUGCGUGUUUGUCAUGACCUUCAAUGCUCCUUUCUCUUCUGUGAUGACUAACCGCUUUGGGUUCCAACUUGUCGUCAUGACUGGAGGAUUGCUGAUUUCUGUGGGUACCAUUUCCACCAGCUUUACCAGCUCCAUCAAUCAAAUGUACAUCACCUAUGGAUUAAUUGGAGGUAUGGGCUACUGUCUUGCCUUCCUGCCCACUGUGACCAUCCUUUCCCAGUACUUCACUCGUCGACGCUCUCUGGUCACAGCCUUGGCUUCCACGGGAGAGUCCCUGUCCAUAUUUGCCCUGGCUCGAGCCUUUUAUGCACUGAGGCUCCAGAUUGGCUGGCGACAUACCAUGGCAGUGAUAGGAGCUUUGCAAGGCACCAUCAUCAUCUGUGGUGCUCUGCUUCGGCCUGUCGUUAUCAAACCCAGAGCGUCCCACAAAGCAGAGACUGACAGAUUGUCCUCAAAGGAACUGGAGGUCCCCAGCGCACAGCAGAAUGCAGAGUGCACAAACUCAGAAGACUCUAUGACAAACAAGAUCUCACAUUCACCAAAUACUUCAUACAGCCUGGACAAUGAGCUAACCAGAGGCUCUGUGAGCACUGGAGACUCCGGUGUCCAGUCUUUAAAGGAUACAGAUAACAGCAGCCCGGAGGAGAAGUCUUUAAUGUGCAAAGAAGAAAGGCCAGAGUCAGAACGGAAAUUUGAAACUGAGGAGGAGAAAAAGGACAAGGACACAGACAAAGAAGGAAUGAAGGAUGAGGCAACUAAAUCAGGUGAUGACAAGCUACCUGCAAAGAGUACAAAAUUGCUAGAUUUCUCCAUCCUCAGAGAGCACAGCUUCAUAUUCUAUUCUCUGUUUGGGCUGUUUGCCACACUCGGCUUCUUCGCGCCUCAACUCUACAUCAUUGAGCUGAGUGUGAGUCGAGGCGUGGAGCGGGACCACGCCACUUACAUGCUUUCCACCAUGGCUGUGGCGGAAAUCUUAGGCCGACUCUCCAUCGGGUGGAUCUUGACGCGUAAGCCGUUCAGGAAGAAAAAGCUGCUUGUUCUUCUGGCAUGUGUAGUUACAAUGACUUUGGAUCUGGUGGGAUUUACUCUGGUUACUGAGUUUUAUGGCCUGGCUGUGUGCUGCACUUUGUAUGGCUUCUUUCUGGGGACGGUGGCAUGCACCCACAUCCCCUUACUGGCUGAGGAUGAUGUGGUGGGCAUUGAUAGGAUGUCCUCGGCUGCUGGUGUCUACGUGUUCAUACAUAGCUUUGCUGGGCUGGCUGGACCCCCACUUGGAGGUGUGCUGGUGGAUGUGACUCAGAACUAUGGAGCAGCCUUCUACUCUUGUGCAGUCGGCAUGGGGCUGAGUGGUGUGUUCCUUGGUUUGGUGAAACCUGCUAAGAAGGGAUUACUCUGUAAGAAGAGGAACUCAGAACACCCUGAAAGCAUAUAUGAGAAAACAGGAGACUCCGAGGGACAGAGUGGAGAGCAAAAGCUGGACAAAACUGACAGUCCUCACGAAUGCUCUGAAGCAGGCAUCAGCUUGGACAACAACCAGGGGGAGGGCACUAAAGAUGUCCAGGGGGUUAUACGAUUUGCUUGAGCUGAUAACAUAAGCUAAAGGGUAAUAAAACGGUCAAGCCAUACAGGGGUCAAAGGCUAUCUAAAUACAAGCGCUGCCAGAGAGCUGAAGGGACACAAAUACAAUGAAGACCAAUAUUAAGUGUUUAACAUAUGCCUCUGUAGAUCUGGGUUCUGAGAACAAUCUUGAGAACUUUUAGAUCAUAAUGUGUAUGUAGCAAUCAUGCCUUAUACACCUAAUGUACCAAAUAGUGUUUUUACUUAAUUUUAACAACACAGUUAAAAUGAAAGUGAAGGACUAUUAAAUUAGCUUUAAGUCAGUAAGCGUUUGGACCUGUUCAGAAUGGACCAGGAGUGAUGCAGUGUGUUAAUAGAGGUGCCUUAGUCUUAGAUAUUCCAGAAAGAGGAUGCACCAAUUUAACACUGAUAAACUAAUUACCUGCUGGUGAUCAACACCAUAACGAUAGCCAGAAAAACUGUGAAGCAAAUGUAGCUGCAAGAACUAUACAUUGCACAGAUUCUGUAACACCUGUUAUAGAAAACGUACAAAGCUCAGGAGUAAGUGAUUAAAAGUUUUAUUUUUAAUCAAACUGUGUUACCAAGCUGAUGAUGCACUGUUAUGAGACAUGAGAUGUCAGACUCAAGUUAUUUUUGUAAUGAAAAUGUGUUCAAUCACAAUAAAGAAGCAGAGUGAUU